CCAAUACAGGCGCUGGCCAUAAUCUCCAAAACCGCUGUUGAAGUUACCGCGCGUUCUCGGCUUUACUCAAAAAUCGUUUUUUUUUUAACCAUUUUUAUUGUACUUAUAUUAUAAGAAGCCCGCAAGCCAGAGCCGUCUGCGUUUUUGUCGAAAGUGUCAUUUUUUUGUUCCGUUUUAAGAACAUGACUCUGGUGUCCGUUUGAGUUUGGACCCGCCAUGUCUUCGUACCUGUCACCCAGUGACAUGAACGGCAGCGUCAGCCUGUCUCCCAGCAGCUGCAUGGAAGUGCUCAGCGAGAGUUCCGCGUCCAGUGUUGGUGGCAGUGGAACAGUGACAGUUUCCGACUUUUUGCAAGCGAAGCGCAACCUGCCGUUCUCGUCCGAACAAAUAUCGUGCAUGUGCGAAGCCCUUCAGCAGUCCGGCGACGUGGACAGGCUAGCCAGGUUCCUCUGGUACCUGCCGCCCAGCGAGUCUCUGCGCGACCAAGAGGCCGUUCUCCGGGCUAGAGCACUUGUAGCCUUCCACAGGAGCGCUUUUCGCGAGCUUUACGCGAUUUUAGAGAGCCAAAGCUUUGAUCCCAGACACCAUGUGCAGCUUCAGCAGUUGUGGUUCAAGGCGCAUUACUUGGAAGCCGAGAAGAUCCGUGGCCGGUCGUUGGGCGCUGUUGACAAGUAUCGGUUGCGCAAGAAGUAUCCGCUGCCCAAGACCAUAUGGGACGGCGAGGAGACCGUGUACUGUUUCAAGGAAAAGUCGAGAAACGCGCUCAAAGACUGUUACCUAAAGAACAGGUAUCCGACUCCCGACGAGAAACGGGACUUGGCCAGGCGGACGGGCCUUACCCUCACGCAGGUCAGCAAUUGGUUCAAAAACCGCCGGCAGCGAGAUCGGACGCCGCAACAACACAGUGAUUUGCUGAGCGUGGGCAGUUCAGACAGUCGUCACUACGAGAUGACCGAAGUGCACCACGGCGUGAAGCCGGCCAUGGCCUGUUAUCAGAGCGCGGCGCUGGCGGCCACCGGCAAGAUGGGCCCGUCGGCCACCUCUCUCAAGACCGAAGCCACCACGCCCGGUUACCCGUCGGACGCCGACAUGGUCGCCGGUUACCCGUCGUCGGCCGACUACCAAAACCACCACCUCCAACACCACCACUCCCAUCAUUACAACAACAACAACAAUGACAGUAGCAGUAACAACACUCACCUCAGUCAUCUUUAUCACCAUCACCACCAUCAGAUGCUGCAGCCAAUACCGCAGACGACGGCUGCGUCUCAUUCGUAAUAAUCUAUUACCAACAAUGCACAUGUUUUGUAAUGUUAAUACUCAGGUUCAUAUUUGCCCUUAAUGGCCGUAUAAUUUCAAAAAACAAAAACAUAGAUAACAUUUUAAAAAAGUAAUACUUAUAGUCAAUAGGUUAUUGGUUACAGCUAUUAUUUUGUAGAUAAAUUAGACGAACCACAAAAAUACCAGAAUACAUAAGAUAUACCGUACACUUACAUACUGGGGUGAUUUGUAUGAGAGUAAAAUGUCUUAAAACUCCCAAGUUUUCACUCUAUGGUCAGAAAUACAAUUCAAUAUCAUAAAUUCUAAUAUAUUUUUGAACAAAUUUAAAAUAGGGACGAUAUUAAUAGACUUUCAAAAAUAUAGAUAUUAGCUACAGAAAUAACAAUAAAAAAAUCUGUAAGAUAAAAGCAAAUAUAUUUAUAAACAGUACUCGAAUUGGAAGGGGGGCGUGGGCCCCGACUGAGUACCCUAAAUAUUUUUUCAGAAAUCGUAGCGUACCCCUACUAAUUUUUAUAAAAUAAAUUUGUACAAAAAUGCAGGGUAUGCUCUUUUUUAAUCGUAGUCGUUCCCCCUAUUCUUAUUUAUUUUCAACUCGAGUACUGUUUAUUAAUUAUAUAUAAUAUAAUACAUCAAGGCUACUAAAAAAAAACUUCUUGAUUCGCCUAACGAUAUUAUUUAUUAAAAUGUUCAUCAUUAUUUUAUCUCUAUCAAUUUUAAAAUAAUUACAAAUAACUUAUAACAUUAAAUUGUUAUUAAAGUCACGCCAGUUUACAGUAUUCACAUUUCACAGUAUUUAAUUCUCAAAAGUGAAAAGGUAGCUCCAAAGACUUUUAAAACGAGUUUACAAUAUAAUUUUAUAAAAACAAAGUUGUUUAGUUCUUUUCAAUGGGAUACGCUACCUAAAAUAUCAUUGAUCGCAUGUAUAGCUAAUUCAUAAUUUAUUAAUUUGUAUGUAGUUACAUACUAUUGAUACUUUACAUCAGAACAAUGCUAAAUGCUGUUUUUUUUUGUAUCUAAGGCAAUCACCAAGUGACCACGUAUGAACCAAGUAAUAAAAAUAAUGCUUUACGUUGAUUGUAUAUAAUAUGAACAUUUUUCUUUCCCCUCUGUUUUUUACAAUUAUCUCGAUUUGAAUUAAGCAUGUAUUUUAGUAAAUGUUUCUCCAUAAGAUUUUGUAUUGUACCUACAGUAUAACAGUAGGAAUUAGUAAUAAUAUUAUUUUGUUACCUAAAAAACAUCAAAUCUCUUACACUGUAUAUUAUAUCGUUAUUAGGAACUUAUCAAAAUGGUAAUUACGCAACUCAUUUUUAAAGUUGCAUUUCUUUUACAAACCUAGAAUGAAAACAAAUCAUUAUGAAUAUGAAUUAAUUCUUAAAAAUAAAUCACAUCCCCGUAUCUUUUAUACGCAUUAGCACUAGUUUUACAAUACCAAA
This is a messenger RNA of Adelges cooleyi (spruce gall adelgid), 2714 nucleotides long. Its product is annotated as homeobox protein SIX1-like. The record is from RefSeq and is a predicted model, not a curated record. The transcript is spliced from 3 exons. Gene Ontology annotation, cellular component: transcription regulator complex; nucleus. The coding region runs from base 217 to 1278 and encodes 353 amino acids. Gene Ontology annotation, biological process: regulation of transcription by RNA polymerase II. Lineage: Eukaryota; Metazoa; Arthropoda; Insecta; Hemiptera; Adelgidae. Gene Ontology annotation, molecular function: RNA polymerase II cis-regulatory region sequence-specific DNA binding; DNA-binding transcription factor activity, RNA polymerase II-specific.